Molecule: messenger RNA, 5286 nt
Organism: Xyrichtys novacula (pearly razorfish)
Lineage: Eukaryota; Metazoa; Chordata; Actinopteri; Labriformes; Labridae
Source: the annotation of a GenBank genome assembly
GCGUCAGCUCACUGUGUACGGAAGUGCUGCAGCAGCAUGUUGAGUGGAGAGAGCUGAAAUGAUCAAACACGUUUUCCUGACAGGACCUCCAGGUAACCCAAAACAAACUCUGUGGACAAAACUGUUAAAGUUGAAGUCUCUUAAAUCAACAACAGUCAGUCAGUCACAGUCAGCGCUUUUGGAGUUAACGCUAUAGAAAUGUCGUCUGUUUAAACUCAGCAGUAAAGUAGGAUAGUGAGGAAAACGUGAAGAUCAAAAUCCUCAUGAUGAAUGUCAGAUCAAAUUUGGCUGCAUCUUAUUUCUGCAAACGCAACAACUUUGAUGAAAAGGAUCGUUUGGAGUAAAUCAAAUAUUUAGUCACAUAUCUGAACAUGCUUCUCUGGGUGGACAGUACAUUUUUCAAGGCUGUGAUGAGGUUUCUGCACAGCAAACAUUUAUAAUGAUACAAAUCAUCAAUUUCAAAAACCUGAGAUCUGCAUUUUCUCUACAUUCAACCAUGGAGACAUGCAACACACAGGCACGGAAACAUCACACACAGAACUACACAAACACAAGUUAUUAUAGGAAUAUUGUGGAGUUAAAGGUGUGAUUGAAUACACAAUUAAAGUAUAAAUAGUCAAAAAACACCCACUUUUUCAAGUGUAUAUACUUUGUUUUUGUCCACCUCUUCAGUCAUGCAAGGAAGGUAAACCAACUUUCUCAAAGAAGACAUUGAUGUUUGCAGAAACCCAAAACUGAAUGUAAUCAAAGUCAGUUUCAGACACAAAUCUCUAUGGAGGACAUUCAUUUAUACUCUCUUUUUGUGCGAAACACAAGAUAUGUUUCUGAAAAGAGGGAAAAGUCACAUUAUAUGUACAGAGGGACUCAUUUAAUCACCUGAUUAAUCAUCAAAAACAUCUUAACUUCUUACAUAAAGGAAGAGAUGUUGAGGAAGAGAUUUGUUAAACCCUAAAAUAAUCACUGUACUGUUGGGGUGAGUUUUUAGUCAGUGCAGUGAUAUCGAUUUAUCUCUGUUCACAUUCUCAGUGUUUCUGCAUGAAUAAACUGUACAAUCAUUUUGCAGUGAGAUCCUGAGAUGCUGCACCCUUAAUAGUAAAUAGGGAAUGUCUGUGUCUUUUGUUUUGCUCACAGGUGUGGGUAAAACCACUCUGGUCCAGAAAGCCUGUGAAGCUCUGGUGUCAUCAGGAGUGGGAGUUGAAGGGUUUUACACAGAGGAGGUCAGAGCGGGGGGCCGGAGAGUGGGCUUUGAUGUGGUCACAGUGACAGGAGAGAGAGGCCAGCUGUCCAGAAUCAGGUAGCAGACACGCAAACGCAGAGACCUGCUCUCUCUGAAACGUGCUGUUUCUAGUAAUCUUCAUUUUAUCUUAACUUGCAGAGAUGUUUCUGGGCCGUCUCACGGCAGACGGGAGUACACAGUGGGACAGUAUGUGGUCGACUUACCUUCAUUUGAAAACCUGGCUCUCCCCCUCUUCAGAAAUGUAAGACCCCAUCACACGCUCUUUACACGCACCUUCAUCAGCACAUCACAGCGAGAGAAACUCCCCACUUUACUCAUCAUCAAACCUUUGAUUUUCCCUGAAUUGAUGGAAUAAUUGGAGGCCUGCAAACACAUAAAUUCCAGAGUGACAUUUUUAGUGUCAGUGGUGCCGUCUGGCUGUCACUGACCGUGAUUAAUCCGGCAUGUAAAGUGAGCCUGGAGUGACGCCUACACGCUCCCUGUGCACUAAGGUGUGUGUGUGUGAGGAGCACAAGGUCCACUUUCAUCUCAGCUGAAGAGUCUCUGUAAUCACCACAGAUCAGCCUGAGUGUGUAACGUGCAAACACUGCAGCAGGGAAAGUGGGAUUCACUCCUCAAACAUGAUGAGGUUUCCCCACCUGUUGGAUAAUCCUCAGGUCCAAUUAUGACAAAACCUCUACAGUAACCAAUACUGAAAAAACUUCUGAUAUAUCAGUCAGCAGAGAUCAUAAACACAGCCUGUUCGUCUGUAUUUCCAUAGCUGCAUGUUCAGAGUUCUCUGCCACUGUAAAGUUAUUGUUUGAGCUGCAGAUGAAGACAGUGGAUGUCUCUGAAAAUCAAAAAUAAAAGGACUGCAACUCGACCCAAUCUCCGAUCUUGAGAAAUGAAGCUGAUGCAGAAGUGCUAAAACUGCAGUUCCUAGAGUGUCCACUUGAGGCUGUCUGCAGAAAUUACAUGCACACUAAUACAAAAAAAGCAAAUUUCUUGAGCAAAAAUAAACAUUUACUGUCUAGUUCAAAAAAUAGUUUUCAGUCUGCAGAGCUUAGGCCUCCCACAGCGCCUACUAAACGAGGUGAUUUAUAAGAAAAAAAGUGUUUGUUUCAAAGUUAUUAAGAUCGGCGAUUUAGAGGCACGUCUGACAUUGACUGACAGGUGGGCACACUGGAGCUGUUGCCUCAGGGAGGAAACAAGGGUCAUCUAUAAUGCAACGCUCAUAAAAAGGAGGGUAAAUGAAGAAGAAACAACCGCCUGCUAGUGAAUUAGCUAAAGCAGCCUACUGAGAGAUAAUUAGUCACUUUUAAAACAGAUGUGAAUCCAAAAACAAUGUUAGAGCUUCAGAUUACUAAAUAACUGAACAUUUAUACUUUCUGACUGUUCUUGUAACUAUUUUCAUUCAGAUAAAUAACUUACGAUCUACUGGAGGUUUGCUAAACUACAUUACGACCAACACAACAUGGAAAAAUAUCAAGGUUAAAAAAAUUAGUGAUUGUUUGAACCCAAAUGUUGAAUUAUUCCCUGGAAAAAUGGGGAAUUUUUCCUGCCUCCUGUGAAGGCAGUAAUCAGUAAUUACAGAUUAACCCUGACCCAACAGUAACCUCUGCCCUGAUUGACUUUUUCAUGGUUUAGGGAAAGCGAGGAUGGAGGUGAAACAAUGUCUAAGAGGCAGAUGGUCCGUGCAAAAAUAACACAUUUUAGAUGGAUCUCAUAUCGACAGUUAACCUGUGUUUUCCAGCCAAAGCUCUCUGGAUGCUCAUGUCUGUUGUCUGCAGGUGGGGUCAGCUGAUGGCGGUGGCAGCAGGAAGGUGUUCAUCAUCGAUGAGAUCGGUAAAAUGGAGCUCUUCAGCCAAUCGUUCAUCAGAGCAGUGAGACAGACUUUAGGCAGCUCCUCCUGCACCAUCCUCGGCACCAUCCCCGUCCCCAAGGGUAAACCUCUGGGCCUGGUGGAGGAGGUGCGGAGCAGGGGCGACGUGAGGGUCUUCACUGUGAGUAUAAAUAAUAACACGCGCUCUCUGGGGAGAAAAAGAGGGUAUUUAGGUCAGUUUGAGUCCAACAAUGGCUCCAGCACAGUGUUUACUGUAGCCUCUUGGUCUUAUGAGGGCAGUCAGUCUGCUCUCCGUCAGAGGGGCCGUGCCCUGCAUUAUCCCUCUCCUAUAGCAGGAUUAACUCUAAAUCAUGCGUGACUGAUUCAACAACAAAGGGUGGUCUCACAUGUCAAAAUAAUUCAUCACGGAAGACUCAGUUAUGGAUAUUGUCAUGCAAAACGCUCCCUCUCUGGGCCGCUUAUGAAAACAAACAAGGUUACAGAGCGGCAGUGAAGAUAUUUCCAGCAGACGUACAGUUGAAGUUGUAGACUCGAUCAGCAGACAGCAGAUCGGAGAUUAGGUGUUUACAACAUGUGGAUUGAUAAUCUGAGAGUGGACACUCUGAGGCUUACAGGUCAACACUGUCCUGUUAUUUAGCUUUGCCACUGACACGCUAUCUGCACACAGAAGAUGUAACUGCACAUCAGAUCACAUAGACGAUGACUGAAAUAGUAAUAGAAUAUGGUUUCAUUCAUUCAGCGUCCUCUACUUUGGCUGUUUUUAUUGUAUUUAUUACCUAGAACUUUCUAUGUCCCUCCAAAAUAAAAGCACAUUUAAUGGGGAAAUGGGGAUAGUUAAAAACUAAAAAUAUUUAUAAACUAUAAAUACUGUAAAAGAGCGCAUAUAUGCACUACCACAACUAGCAUCUGAAAGGGGAGCCUCUUUGUCCCUUCAAAAUAAAAGCACAUUGGUAUCAGACAGUGAAUUAAAAACAAUUUUUAACUGUAAUUUAAGCACGUAGAAAAACCUUUGGUGCCCUUCCAUAAUAAAAGUACUUUGGUAUUAGUGAAACAAAAAAUAACUGUAAUUUAGACAUGUAGAGGAAGAACCUUUGGUGCCCUUCCACAAUAAAAGCACAUUUGGCACCAACAAUGGAAAUAAAGAAACAUUUUGUAUGAGGCAGUAAAUUAGCAGAAUGUACAAACUUAUGGUAACCUUUUGUGUCCCUUCAAAAUAAAAGCACAUUUAAUGGCCAUAGUGAAAAGGAAGAAACUUUUGGUAUGAGGCAAUGGGAUUUAUAAUGUGUAUGAUUCUGUAAGCUAGAGUGAGAAUUUUGGUGUCCCUUCAAAAUAAAAGCAUUUUUUAAUGACCACUUUUGGUCCAAGGCAAAAUAAAAAGCGGGAAAAUUACAGUUUGACGUCUUUACUCCUUCAAAACAAAAUCCCAGCUUUGGAAAUAGUUUGCGCUGUGAGUUGAGGGUUUCAUCACACCCCUCCUGCACACGACAUCCUGCUCACCGUUAUUGAUUCUCGUUUUUUUUUUUCCCCACUCAGGUGUCCAAGGAAAACAGAAAUUCUCUUCUACCUGAAAUUAUAGCAACACUAGAAAGAUGCCUGAAACCAGCAGUCUGAUUCAUCGAUUCGAGGCCACUCAAAGGGAGGAACCGUGCACUUUUCACGGGUGUUUGUGCUGACAUGAAGUUUUUAUCUGUGUCAGUAAGUAUUCAGGCAAAGUGUUGAGUGGAUCCACACACGCUCCAUACUGAGGUUAUGACCCAACCUGAAGGGCAUGCAGAGCGGCUGUGUGUGUGUGUUACCAUGCAUGUAUUUAUGUACAAUAUUCAUUUCUUUCCUUCUCACACAGCCUCAAAAUGGAUUACAUGCUGAAUAAUUGAUUGUGAGAUGGAACCUAACAGGAGAAUUGUUCAGUUAGUGUGUAAAUAACCUGCACUGGGAGAGUCAAACACGUCUUUAACUCAGAUCUGUUUUAUUUGUCACUUUUACAGCUGAUAUUUUAUUUUAAAACGCUCAUUUUUCAGGAACAAUGGGGUCUUUUUUUUUUUCCUUGACCCCGAUUGUUCUCCCACUUAUCUGCUCUGCGGGUCUCUCUUGUGUUUGUCUUGUCAAACUGAGGAUGAGCAAAUCAAUAUUUAACGCUGUAACUAUGUCCAAUCCAUUCAUGGUUUAUUCAUCGACAAGCGUGAACAAGAAAAUGGAAAAAUAAACAGUUACUGUCCUCAACAAUGCC